Molecule: messenger RNA, 2232 nt
Organism: Paramecium sonneborni
Lineage: Eukaryota; Ciliophora; Oligohymenophorea; Peniculida; Parameciidae
Source: the annotation of a GenBank genome assembly
UAUGUUAGGAAUUUUUCAAUUUAAUUAAGGAACAGAAAGAUUGAUAACGGAGCUAUCUCAAGAUUAUGGAACCUAUUUAGUAGGUAUCAAGGUAACUUUAAUGCUAUUCAACGAUAUUCCAUCAGGAAGUAGCAUUUAAUUGAAUAUUAAUAACACUUACCAAGGUUCUAUUUAUAAUGAAGGCUCUUCAAUUAAAUAUCAUAAAUUAAAAUUAGCUUAAAAAGAAGUUCUAAAAAAUUAUUAGAAUUAUAAUUCAUGUCAUGCUUAUUAUUUAUAUAUGUUUGUAGAUAUUCCUUCAUAUCCCUUCACUUUGGGUAUUGUAGGAAAUUAUGGGUACAUUUAAUUAUAAAAAUUUAGUGAUGCUUCUGCAUCUUGGGCAUACGAGUAAAUUUAUGUCAGUUCGGGAUAUUGCCCACAAUUUUGUGAAUCAUGUGAAUUACCAUUUAUAUGCUAAACAUGCAAACCAUCUUAUUACAAAUACAAAGAUGGUUAAUGCUCGCGUUGCUUGAAUCCUCAUUAAAAGAUAAAUGGUUCUUAUUGUUAAGAGUUUGAUGAUGAAACCCCUUGUAUUAUUUUAAAUAUCCUUAGAUUCUAAAUAUUUAAUAUAAGAAUAUAAAGAUUUUACAAAUGACCCUAGUUAAUUUUCACAAUAUACUAUUAUCUCAUAAAAUGGAAAAAAUCUCAUGAAAGGAUCAGAUAUCUUAUAUUCAGUCUAUAACAAUAAAAGGAUUUUUGGAGGUUAACUAAUUUGGGCUUAAAUUAAAUUUUCUAGAGUUCAUUAAAUCCCUCAACCUCAUCAUGGCAUAACUAUUGGGUUUUAUAUACUAUUUGGACCAUCUUUUCCUGCAACCAGUCAAUUUAUCUAUACUAUUGGAUCAAAUGAUCCUGUAAUUAUAAAAAAGGGUUCUUCUUAAAUACAAAAAAUUUAAGAAAGUAUUAAACAUUCUGAAUAAUCAUUAAUUAUGCAAUGGGAAUGUUUUGGCUCACAAAAUGAACCUUAGCAAACCUAUUGUGGGUUUUAUGAUUAUUAUAUAGCAGUUCAUUAUUGUAAGCCUUAUUGCUUACAAUGUACUAACUAAAAUGAUUGCAAUUAGUGGGAUCCUGAUUACAAUCCAAACAUAGUUAAGUUUUCUUAAGCAGAAUGCAAUAAUAACUAAUAUUUUGAUUAGAAAUCUUUAUAAUGUUAUUCAUGUCCAGCAUCAUGUUUAACGUGUUCAUCUUAAUAUUACUGUUUAACAUGUUAAGAUUCGUUUAUUAAAUCUAAAUUAGGAUGCAUAUGUAAAAAAGAUUAAUAUGAAUAAUCUAAUUAUUGUUUUGAUUGCCCUAUUGAAUGUGAACAAUGUUCAAGUUUUUUAUGGUGUACAGAAUGCUCUUCUAGCCUUAAUCGUAUUUAUUCUAAUGGCUAUUGUAUUUGUAAAGUAGGCUAUACUUCUUACGAACCAGAUCCUUUUUGCUAUAAAUGUUCAACACUUAAUUGUCAUAUUUGUGAUAAAGUUGAUGGAUUUGAAUGCUUUUCUUGUAAGAAUGGUUAUCACUUAAUUGGAAACAAAUGUAUUUCUAUUUGUGGGGAUGGAAUAGUAGCAAAUGAUGAAUAAUGCGAUGAUGGGAACUUGGUUAAAGGAGAUGGUUGUCAUUUUUGUUUAUACGAUUGCGAAUACUCAUGCUCAUUUUGUGUUAAAGGAAAAUGUUUAAAAUGUUAGGAUGGCUACAUUUUAAUAUAAUCUAAAUGUUAUUCAAUUUGUGGGCUAAAUUAGGUUUUCAACUAAGGACAAUGCUAAAAUAGUAAAUUUUGUUUAUAUACUAGUAAUUAAUUCAUUGUUGAUAAAAAGCCUAAAAUCUUAUUAGAUUACAAAUUUUCUUGAACCUAAAAUAAAAAUAUAAAUACAAGAUGAAGUCUUAAGCAUUUAAUAAAAUAAAUCGAAAAUUUUUUACAUAACUUAAUCCAUUUCUCAUAUUACUUUCAAGAUUAAUUUUUAAUGCAGUUUAAACAAAAAUUUGCUCUCUUAUUUUUUACAUUGUUAUGAGUAAGACAUAAAAAAAACAUAUAAAUUUUAGCACAAUUGUUCGAAUUCUACUGAUUUAUAAAUAUAGUAUUAAAUUCGAUUUGAGAAAAAGUUAUUUAAGCAGGAAUAAUUAGUAAUUUCAGUAACCUAGACAGAUGUUCAAGUAGAUCAAGUAGUCUUCAAUUAGUCUUAUUAAUUUUUGAAUAUCAUAAAAAUUGAAUUAAAUUGA